Molecule: messenger RNA, 7898 nt
Organism: Diorhabda sublineata
Lineage: Eukaryota; Metazoa; Arthropoda; Insecta; Coleoptera; Chrysomelidae
Product: probable G-protein coupled receptor B0563.6
Exons: 5
Coding region: 192-1355 (387 amino acids)
Biological process (GO): G protein-coupled receptor signaling pathway
Cellular component (GO): membrane
Molecular function (GO): G protein-coupled receptor activity
Source: RefSeq, a predicted model, not a curated record
AGUAGUGCUGCGGUCGUUGAGAAUAUGCGAUUGAAGUGAAUUUUGAAAAACUCGCGACGACGACCGUACCGCUCUUGGCAGUCAGAGGAAAACUCUCAAAUUUUAGUUAGGGAGAGUUGCGUUGGAUUGAAUUUGCAAAUGGAUAAAAAAGGAGAAUAAUGAUUUCACUGACAGCUGGUUAAUCCAUCAAGAUGUCUCUUCUCUAUUCAAGUGAAUCGACCGCAGCACAAUCGCUGUGUUUGAAUAAUUCGACCACAGAAUGUCUUCCCUGCAACUUGUCAGAUAAUGUGGGCGUUUCUUUUUUUGGACGUAUUCCAGAACUCAACGAAGAUCCCAGAACUGAAGUCUUAAGGAGAUACUCCUAUGCAUUCGCUUUACCGUCCAUAUGUUUCUUGGGAAUCAUCGGCAACAUAUUCAAUCUUAUUGUAUUAACGAGAAGAAAUAUGAGAGGACCGGCAUAUAUUUAUAUGAGAGGUUAUUCCCUUGCUGCACUCUUAGCUCUGCUAUGUGUUCUACCGUUUGCUUGGAGAGUUUUUGUUCACAGAGAACAAGGUCAUUGGGAAGAUUCAAUUCCAGCAUAUUAUUUUGCACAUCUAGAACUAUUCCUUGGCAACAGUUGUUUAGGAAUAGGUGUUAUGAUGUUAUUGGCUUUAACUUUGGAACGAUAUGUCAGCGUAUGCCAUCCAGGUCAUGCUAGACCUAUUCUAGGAUCACCUGUUCGCGUUGUCACUAUCAUACCAGUAUUCUCCACAAUUUUUUAUAUUCCAAUCAUAUUCAGAAAUGAAGUGAGAACGUGUCAGUUGUUACCAGAAGGAACUAUAAUCUAUCAACGAGUUGAGGACACGGUUUAUUUAAAUAGUCCGCUAUUUAGUGUGUAUAAAAUUGUAUUAGAAGUAAUAUUCAAGAUAAUUCCAGUUAUUCUUUUAGCAGCAUUAAAUUUAAGAAUUUUAAUUGUGUAUAGAAGAUCUUGCGAAAGGAGAAGGAAGAUGACUAGUCGUAAAACAUCUGGUGAAGAUGAUCCUAAGAAGUUUGCAGAAGAAAGGAGAUUAGUUUUGUUACUUGGAUCUACGAGUAUAUUAUUUUUAGUGUGUGUAACACCUAUGGUACUACUGAAUAUAACCCUUUCAUAUGCUAAUUUGAUACAUUUCCACUACCAGGUUUUCCGCGCGAUAGCGAAUCUCCUGGAAAUUACUAACUAUUCAAUAACAUUCUACAUCUACUGUUCAUUUUCUGAAGAUUUUAGGAAUACUUUAUUGAGAACACUGAAACUGGGUGGUAAUACGUCACUACGGGAAGUACUCAGAACUCCACAACCUACUGCCACUACAACUACAACGCAACAAAAAGGUGCUUGAUACAAACCUUGUCCUUCACAAUUAACAUUAGUUUGAGAGAAAAUUCAUUCUCAUUUUGUAAUUAACAUGUAUUGUAAGGAUUUGUAUACAGUGAAUGCCUGUAUUAUGAAAUGAAAUGAUUAAUUUUGAAGCGGAAGAAUUAUGAAACAUGUCCAAUUUUGUUUUCCUAUCCUAGUGAACAUUUCGUUGAAAUUCUCUCACCGGUGAUGGCUUGGUGAUGAAGUGGUUAAUUUUUUUAAUAAAAAUGCACCCAAUACUAUUUAGCGAUAUCAAACUUUCAAUUUAAUUCAAAUAAUUUCGAAGAAGGUGGAAAAAAUCUUGAUGAACAAAAUUCUUAGAUGAAAUUUAAUUUAAACUGAAAGCUAUUCACGUCUUUUUGACAAUAGAGGAAUGUGUUGAUGCUCUGUACCAUGAAGUUUUAUGUAGUUUUAGCAGACAAACUAAUUUGAUUAUUGAACCUUGGAAAGUAGUUGCAUACUCUCAGAAAACUGUUUUCAGUGAUCGAAAUCAUCCCGUUUAGUUAUUCAUAUAGUUGAUUUUUGUUUACUGUUUUUUAAAAUACGUUAAACCGAAACUACUGUCUAUAUACAAAUGUAUUACGAACAACAUUGCUGAUUCUUCUAUAAAUUAAGUAAAAUAUAAAGUUUCACGUUACCAUUAGUUUAAGGACUCCCAGCAUUUGCAUAAUUAUCAUGCCCUAUAUCUCUAAAUAUUUCUCUGGUGGAUGGUGCACUCUAGAUAUUUAACAGGUACUCUGAGUUCAUUCCUUCAAUUAAGUUAUUUAUAUUUCGUUAGAUUAGCCAUUAUAUACUACUUAUUUCGACGAUCAUCAAAAAUCUUUAAAUCUUGAUGCAAACGCUUCCGUUCAUAAUUCAUACUUCCUAAUUAAUUGUCAAUGGAAAAGUUCGAAUAUCGUGCAGGGAAUGAAGUUUCCAUGACAUAUUCAGUUGUUAACUUUUAAUUGCUUUGUUGUUGUUUUUGUUUCCGAAAAACGUUUCGACAACGUUUUUGAAUGACUUCCAAGAAGCUUUUUUAGUGACAGAUAUAAGACUUUAAAACUGACGAUGUUUUAUCUUUAGGGAUUUGCGGGAUAACAAAUUUUCUGUAAAAUUUGGAAAUAUUGUAUGCAAAUUGCGGAAUGUUUCUCUUUUUUUAUUUAGACCUCCUUAAAGUUUUCCAUAAGUCUCAGUUUAGUGUGCAAAGGGAGUAUAAUGAUGUUUUAAGAAUAGGAUUCACCAUCUACUCAUAUUAGAUUUGAUUUUGUUCGGGGUACCUAGGUUCCGAAUAAGCUAUUCUGCACCUACAUGUGGUUGUUCUCUGGCCCUGAUCUCCAGCAGACAAAGGAAGCAUUUGGGAUAAACAAUACCGGCAGCUUCUUAUCUAUUUUCAUUAUUUACUACGAUAUUCAUUGUCACUGAGGGUUUCUCAUUUCCGUUAUGCAUCAAAGCAUCACUCAUCAAUUUCGAAGAAUAAAUGAACAAGCGCAAUUUUUUUUAUUGUAGUUUUGAUUCAAUACUCCAAAAAUGCCCGAGAUAUGAAUACAAUAACAAUAUUUUGACAACUUAUGAGUUAACCUCACUUCUGUUACUGGACAACGUAACUUUCGUAUCUGAUGGUAACGAAUUCCAAUGGUGUAAGCCAGGCCCCAAGAACUUCUGCUCUGGAUCUUGAUAAAUAUUUAAUGAUAUCAUGUAAUUCAAUAAUUAUAUGUGAAGUACAUUCUUGGAAAGAUGAAUAGUCAGAAUCAAUAGAAUCAUCAUUUGCAUUGUCAUCCUCCGAUAUAUUUUGACUAGAAUUAGUUCAAAGCAUAACAUGUUUGAGUAACUUGGUAACAAAUUUUGUUAACGUUCGAAACAAAAAAAAAUAUUGAUUAAUUUUGAAUAUCUCAGUUUAUUAAUAUAUUUAAGCCUCUAGCACAGGGGUCGGCAGUCUUUUGAGUCGGUAUAGUUAGAAAUUACAGUUUGGAAAAUUUUUUUGCCUAUUGUACUCGCACAAAUUUUUUUUUUUUUGGAAAAAAAACUAAUCUUUCACUCAUAAAAGAAAAUAUCUUUUUAUUUUUAUAUUUGUAGCGUUCUUCAAAACAAAUUAGUUAAUUUACAUAUUUAUAUGGAAUUAUCAGGUAUCAUUUAGGUAAAAAUAAAAUAAAACAAUUACUCAUAGCUCAAUAACAUGAAUUUGAGUACACAAAUUCAAUGGCUUUGCAUGGCUUUAGAAUAUUUUGAUAAAUUAGGCUAGUAACUUGUUGUUUUAUGUUUCAAACGCUAUACAUUUUCAUUUGGUAGUUGGGUUCUUACUUAGAACAAUUCUACUGCUUUCACAAAACACAUGUGGUACCUUUUUUGUAUUGGUUAGCAAUAGGAAAUCAAAAAUAAUAAAGUUAUGCACUUUUAAAAAAAUCAACGGUGGGUCUUCUCUUCUAUGAAGAUAAACCUGUUGACAAACAUAACUUCGUUUGCACUUUUUAUUUAACAUUUUAAUUGAAUUUGAUUAAAAUAUUGGAAGUUGAGUAAGAAUAUUAAAUUUCAGUCACUUUGUAGGGUAGUUGAAAACAAUCAUUGUGUAAUAAAAAAAGUUGUACGUUAUAAAAUCAUUUCUUUUCGUAUUAAAGAAGAGUAGAACAUUUAUUUCGAGGUGUAGAAAGUUACGAUUCUCUUAUAUGCAACCCAACAUACAUUGUUCUUAUAACAUUUUAAAAUGAAGUAGUUGUAUUAGUAAUAUUUGUGAAUGUGAAUGUGAAUUCGAAUAUCAAAAAAGGGAUAUUUGUGAAGAGUUUAAUUUGAUUCCACCAGAAGUGGCAGAAUUGCAAAUGUAAUAUAUUUAGUUUACUGCCUAAGAAACUCAACGUGGCAUAUUUUUCAUAUGGUCCCCUGGUAUCUAACUUAAUUAUAUUUUUUUAAAUAAAGAAAAAAGAUCGACCGAGAGGUAGGUUUUUCUUCCUUUGCCUAUUUAGCCCAUCGAUCUUCCAUCAUUCUGUUGACGUAGUCUCUCCAAUAUCGCCAUUUCGAUCUCGUGAAUCGUACUAUAUCCUGAAUUUUCAGAUCUUUUCCGACAGCUUUACUUUUAUUUGAUAUCUUAGGCUCACUUCUUCGAUAUUUCUCAAUAUUUCAAUAUUGCAUAUGAAAAUAAAGGUCUUACGAUUGUUUUGUAUAGGCGGACUUUCCUAUCGGUGGAUAUAUAUUUGUUUUUCGAACUGAGGUCCCCCGGAUAGCCAGAUAUUUUUGAGUGAAGUUGCGCAGAUAGCCAUAGAUUUUUCAGUACUUAUUUAUUUGGGCUCGUACCUCUUGGUGUAAGCUUUUGGCGCUUGUGAUCUCGAUUCCUAAGAAUGUACAAUGCAUAAACUGGUUAAUGAAUGUCUUUCACAGCUAGUUUGUAGGCUCUGUAGGCUAUGACCAUUGACUCAGUUUUUUCUACAGAUAUCUGCAUAUUAAGGUUUUCGGCUGUUGUUUGGAACUUAUAUAGCAAACGCUGUAUGUCAUCCUCGUUAUCUGCUAUCAAGAUUUAGUCAUCAGUAUAUAUAUUCUUAAUGAUUUUCGCCUCAUGUGGUAUCCUUCAGUGGUUCUUUUACGCUAUUAAUUAUUUUAUCCAUAAAUACAUUCAACAAGAAUGGGCUCACAUUGUCACCUUGUUGAAUUUCUUUUAGUAUUGGAGCUUGUUGGGUAAACCCCCGCUGAGUUUUUUUAUUGACUUAUCUAUUACGUUUAUACAAUUUACUGGUGUGCUAUGUUUCCGAAGUAUGAUGUCGGUUAAUUGAAUCCAAUCAAAUACUUUCUUGAGAUCGACAAAAGAAAGGAACAGGAGUUUUCAAUAAUCAAUGGAUUUUUUUAUUUUUGAAAAUUUGUCUCAAUUGUUAAAUUUUCUAUUAUAUAAUACGAAUAAUAACGAAUACGUGAAAAAGUGAAAAAAACUCAAAGAGAAUUGAUAUCUUUUCCAUAUAAGGUGCCAGAUGAUAUCCACUAUGUCACCACACCAUCACCGGUGAUAAAAUGUGAAUUAGAACAUGUAUAUUUUACAGCAAAAAUCGUUUUGCAAGUUUUAAUGGAAAAAUGUUGCACUAGUAUGUAUGAUUUGGUUUAUAAACACAUCACUGAAACUUCAAUCACAUAGACAUAAUUUGAUGUGAAAUUGCGUCUAAUAUCAAACUUUGUACAUAUUGUUCAUUAUAUACAUUUUAUUCUACGAGGUGUCCCAUAUAAGAAUGUUACCUGAAAAAUCUACCCAUCCAUGAAUAUAGGGUGCUACAUUUAUUACGACUUUAUUAAUUUAAGAAAUGAGUAUGUAAAUAUAUGAUUGUAUAGUGCUCCUAUCACUUUUAAAAGUUGCAUGAAACUUUCCCAUUAAAAUAUUUAUUUAGAUCGUCUCAAACACUUUAUAUAGAUUAGUGAAAAUAUUCGCUAUGGAUUUUCAAAAAAAAAUUUUUUUUGUUUUGUUCUAUGAUGUCUAGAAACUCCGAUCGAAUUGCCUCACAUCUAAUAAGACACACCAGCAAAUUAAUUCAUAUAUUUGAAUAAAUAAAAACGUUCAAUUAAGUAGCAAACUCUGAAAUAACAAAUAAAAAGCGAAAGAGAAGAUGCAAAACCAGAAAAAAGAGAUAACCAAAAAACUAUUAAGAAUAAUAAAGAUUGAUAACAGGCAUAUGGAAAUGGAAUAGAGAGAUAUCUAAGCUAAAAGACUAUGUGAGUUGAGUUAUAGUAUUUAGUAUGGAAAAAGGCAUCGAAGCAAACACACAUUGGUAUGUACGCUAAAUCUCGGCAUUCCAGCAAUAAAAAUUAUUGUAGAUAAUACAGGACGGGCAUUAAACUAAAAGGAAAGGAAAAACAUCAAUCUGAAUCGUGGAAAUCAACAUAACCCCUAAACUAAUAUAUAAUUAAAUGCAUUAUGUGAAGGAAUAUCAAAAAUGGAUUUUACUGUUAGGAAUUUCGUUGUGAACAAUUUUAUCAACCAAUUUACCAGCGUCUUUCGUUGCAUCGUGUUAAAUUAUACUAAGCUUAACUGAGUAACUGAAUUAUUAGAAUUGAGAUGAUAAUAUAAUAAAAAUAGUACCGGUAAGGUGUAAUUCCAGUCUAAAAAAUUUAAAAGAAAAAUUUUGUUUUGUUCUAUGAUGUCUAGAAACUCUAAUUGAAUUGCCUCAUAUUAAAUAAGACAAGCAAAUGAAUCCAUAUAUUUGAAUGGAAAAAAAAAUGUUCAAUCAAGUAGCAAACUCAUUGGUAUGUAAGCUAAAUUUCGGCAUCCCAGCAAUCAAAAUUAUUGUAGAUAAUACAACACAAACACAAACUAACAAACAAACAACAUCAAUCUGAAACGUGGAUAUCAACAUAACCUUUAAAGUAAUAUAUAAUUAAAUACAUGUAUGUGAAGGAAUAUAAAAAAUUUCCUUGUGAAAAAUUUUAUCUACUUCCAAUUUACUAGCGCAACUUUCGUUACGUCGUGAUAAAUUAUAAGCUUAACUGAGUACCUAAAUUAUUAGAAUCGAAAUGAUGAAGUAUCAAAAUAGUAACGGUAAGGUGUACCUUCAUUCUAAAGAAUUAGGAUUUUAAAAUGGUUAUUUAUUGAAUCAUAUGUGACGCAUAAUCUUUCUUCUUCUUUAACGAUGCGUUUCCUUCGAUGAAGAUUGCCACUUGUCUCGCCAUCGUUUUGGUUUGUUAUAUUUUGUAAUCUUGGCUAUUUGAUCAGAUUAAUUCCAUUCCCUUUCCCAUCCUUAUAUUUGAUGAUUGUAUGGGUCCUAUUAUUAUAAUAGCUUCAAAAUAAAAUAGUUACACAAAAAUUAUAAAACGAAAUGUUAAAUGUCCAUCCUACCCAAAAAAUUUUUUUCUCAUAAUUUCUCGAGACUGGUAGCUCUUUCAAACAUAUGUCGAAGAAAUUUUGUUUCAAAUAAUUACAAAAUAAUCAUUUGCGAAUAAAUCAUUUGAUGUUUUUCAAUACAACAAUUGCAUAAUUAAAAGUAUUUUUAAAUCACACGAUUUUUCUGGGCAAAAUGUUUAUUCGAAAAUGAAUUUCUAUCAAACGAUAUGAGAAUUGUGAUGUAUUUCCCAUUAAACUCCAGUUCAGUUGUCAAUUUUUUGGGAAUGCGUACUUUUUUCGUUCCAUGUUCUUGUCAAAAAAAUUUUGUUUGUAUUUUGAAGCAACGCUGUUCAUUCUGAAGUGGUUUUGAUACUUAUCGAUAUCAAUUUUAAUAAGCACUCCUAGAAUGUAGUGGAUAUAUUUCAAUGAAAUUUACACUGGUAAAUUGAAAGAAAGUUGGUUGAAGUGUUUGUAUUGAAAUCCAUUCCUCCAUUAGUUAUAAUUUUGUAUAAAACAAAUGAAGUCGAUGAUAUCAUUUAGGAUACAAUGGAUCGUCCUUAUAUGUAAUUAUAAUUUUAUUGAAUGUUAUAUAGGAUGUACUUAUGGAAACUAAAAUGUCUUCAUUAUGUCUACUACUUAUUCAUAAUUGUUGUAUUUAAUAAAUGUAUUUUAUUUCUCCUGUUGUUAAUGAGAAUUUCAUAUCUAGUCGUAAUUUCCACAAAUUAGAAAAUGAAGAAUGUUGAAAAUAUAAAUAUAUUCAAUGUA